AUGCAGCCACCUUAUGCCAAUUCUUUCGUCCAUGAAACAGGAAGUUCAUGGGCCGGAAGUUCGGGGACACUACACGAUUCAUCAUGGGGUGGUCAUUUCUCCACUCCUCUGAUUAUACAAAACCGUGAAGACAUCGAAUUGACGGACUGGUGGAUCAACAAAUUGGCCUACUGGUCGGGGCAAAAUCCCUAUGUGAAAACGCAAAUCUACCGGACGGCUAUGGAUCAUCCCUUCUCCUUCCAAGCCGUCAUCCUGGUCUACGCCGCGCGGUGGAGAGCCCAGAUCACCGGGCAGUCAAACAGCGAGGAAGUCCAGCGCCACGUUGGGCAAGUCAGGAAAAACAUCGAGGACGCGGUAUCUGGUGCCAUUCAAGUGCACGACGAUCAAUUAGCCACAGCCCUGGCAGGAAUGGCUUUAGCGGAAGGCCGAUAUGGCAGUCGCCAAGAUGCGGAAGCGUAUCUGGAACAUGCCGCUCGUAUUCUCAGCCGCCGACCUGGAGCUUCCAGUGGUGUGGAGGUAUUUUUCCAUUAUGUGCGAUACAUUCUGCCUCCCUUGUCUGACAUGGUCAGCCCGACCAAUCGACGUUUGCUGGUCCUGUUUCUUCAACGCGCACAGGAACUUAUGCACAGGCAUAGCUCUCCUGGACAUCAACCUCAAUCAUCUCACGGACGUACCGCUUUCCAAAUGGGAAGCCCCCUCUUCUCACUUCUGUCCAGCGGACCACGACCCACGCAGGUGCCCCAAGAGGCGCACGUGUAUGUUGUUCGCACAGCGGAGACUCAAGAAGCCAGCCGGUCUGGUUGUCUCAUCUACAUCACGGCCGCUCUAUGGGACUUCAAAGAUUCCGUGAACAAGACGCAUCGAUUCUUGGCGUAUUUGACAGCGCUGGUCGAGGAGCACCAGCUGGGCAAACACCCGGCAUGUGAGACCUUGCUGUGGCUCUUGUUGGAGCAGACUUGUGAUGCCGAUCUACGAGAUCCGAAACGGGCAUGGUCAACAGGGCAACUGCUUCAGGCGCAGCGCCAGCUACGACCGGAUCUGCAGUUCCACUAUAACGAGCUUCUGAUGUCCUUUUUAUCACUACAGAUGCCCGUCAGAGGCAUUGAUGUCUUUCAAAACGAGCUUGAAUCGAGUUUCGGUGAAAGGCGACAUUCACCAUACCCUUGA
Molecule: messenger RNA, 1167 nt
Organism: Penicillium diatomitis
Lineage: Eukaryota; Fungi; Ascomycota; Eurotiomycetes; Eurotiales; Aspergillaceae
Exons: 1
Coding region: 1-1167 (388 amino acids)
Source: RefSeq, a predicted model, not a curated record